Monopterus albus (swamp eel) is the source of this 2007-nucleotide messenger RNA. It is a transcript of the gene slc25a37, whose product is annotated as solute carrier family 25 member 37. The record is from RefSeq and is a predicted model, not a curated record. Gene Ontology annotation, biological process: iron import into the mitochondrion. Gene Ontology annotation, molecular function: ferrous iron transmembrane transporter activity. The coding region runs from base 112 to 1110 and encodes 332 amino acids. NCBI's taxonomy places the organism in Eukaryota, Metazoa, Chordata, Actinopteri, Synbranchiformes, Synbranchidae. The transcript has 5 exons. Gene Ontology annotation, cellular component: mitochondrial membrane.
AUUUUACAGAGGUACUGCAACUAACUCGUAGUGAGGAUGUUGUGGUUAUGUACACAGUCGACAGCUGUCUGAGAGUUGUUUUGUAACAGCUCCUGGAAGAGCUCACAAGGCAUGGAGUUGAGCUCGGACAGUGUGGUGGCACCGUCGGACAUGUCGCAAAUCAAAAGCAAAGACGAUGUUGACGGUGACUACGAGAGCUUGCCCCCUCAUGUCUCAGUUAUGACCCACAUGACAGCAGGAGCCGUGGCUGGCAUUCUGGAGCACACAGUGAUGUACCCCGUGGACUCUGUCAAGACAAGGAUGCAGAGCCUGCAGCCAGACCCAAAUGCACAGUACAGGAGUGUGUAUGAGGCUCUGAAAAGGAUCAUCCGAACUGAGGGGAUCUUCAGACCGCUGAGGGGCCUCAACAUCACCAUGAUAGGAGCAGGACCUGCCCAUGCGCUCUACUUUGCCUGCUAUGAACAGGCUAAACGCUCACUAAGUGACGUCAUUCAGAGUGGAGGCAACAGCCAUUUAGCCAACGGUAUAGCAGGUAGUGUGGCCACUGUUCUCCAUGAUGCAGUCAUGAACCCUGCUGAAGUGGUAAAGCAGAGGAUGCAGAUGUACAACUCUCCAUAUCGAGGACUUUGGGAUUGUAUUCAAACAGUAACACGCACUGAAGGCAUCGCAGCCUUCUACCGUAGCUACAGCACACAACUGGCCAUGAACAUUCCCUUCCAGGCUGUUCACUUCAUGACGUAUGAGCUAAUGCAGGAACAGUUGAACCCCCACAGACAUUACCACCCUGGCAGCCACAUAGUGUCGGGAGGGGCGGGACGGGCCGUUUCUGCAGCAGUAACCACUCCACUUGAUGUUUGUAAAACACUGCUCAACACACAAGAGAAUGUAGCGCUCAACUCCAUGAACAUCGGCGGUCACAUAUCAGGAAUGGCUAAUGCCUUCAGGGCAGUGUACCGGCUGGGUGGUCUGACAGCUUUCUUCAAAGGGGUCCAGGCUAGGGUUAUAUAUCAGAUGCCCUCCACUGCCAUUGCUUGGUCAGUGUACGAGUUCUUCAAGUACUUCCUGACGAAGCAACAGCUGGAACAACGGGCAGGGCCUGGGCCGCUGUAAGAGAAAAUAUGUUGGAGCAACCUCACCCAGAAUGAACUCCAACCUGAAGGUGUGUGAGCUCCACGUGUUUUUUUGCUGUAGAGGAAAUAACAUCAUUGUGUUGGAGGUGUGGCAGAGAAUGACACUCCUUAUUGUUCACUUACGUAAGUCUGUGCGUGUUUCUGAUGUGGGAUGAUCUUGCUCAACCAGUAUAUGCAACAGAGAUGACAAUUCCUAAAGGACAGAUACGUGUAAAGGAGUUGUUGUUUCUCCUCUGCGACACAAACGGAGCACACCUAGCUCUUUUCUACAUGUGGUGUCCAUAUAAUAACUUUUUCUUAAAUGAUCUUUAUGGUGGUUAAUACUGGAACUUUUUAUUUAUUUUGGUAGCUUUCUGAGGCUUGUGGAAGAAACACAAUGCUGUUUCUUUUACUUUAUGGUAUACUUAUAAAGAACUAUUACAGUGCAUUCCCAAGUUUCCACUCCAGGGUGGAUGGAACAGUUGAGCUUUCCAAGUGCCUAAAAAUAUUAAAUGCUACUUCACCUUUUUUCCUCUUUUACUGUCCUGUUUGUGACAGAUGACAUACUUCCAUUUUUCCUUUUUAAUUUGGUGCAAAUUGUAUAAAAAUGCAUACACAGUUGUGUUGUAAGAAAUAAUCUGGCAGUGGCUUUUUAUAACAACACAUUUGUCAAGCCUCAACCUAUUAAACUGGAUUUUAUUUAUUUUAUUUAUUACCUGCAGCAGUGGUCAGGUUCCAGUCUCCAGAAUUUCUUUUUACUUGUUGCCUUUUUAACUGCCAAAUACCAGAUUUUCCCUCCUGAGAGAGCCACUGUCUCUCUCAGUAUCAAGGUACAGUGCCUAUAAAAAAGUAUUCACCCCUUUGGAAUUGACUGCUUUUAUUGAUUUUUAUAAAUCAA